This is a messenger RNA of Lotus japonicus, 1704 nucleotides long. RefSeq lists its product as uncharacterized. The transcript is spliced from 3 exons. Gene Ontology annotation, molecular function: zinc ion binding; nucleic acid binding. Lineage: Eukaryota; Viridiplantae; Streptophyta; Magnoliopsida; Fabales; Fabaceae. The record is from RefSeq and is a predicted model, not a curated record. The coding region runs from base 1 to 1704 and encodes 567 amino acids.
AUGAAUCUAUUUUCGGUACCGUUCAGUCACAGCUGGGAAUUCAAUUGUCAAAAUUUCAACGUCAUCAUAUCCUUGGCACGUGCUUCAACAGUUUUCUUUGAUGGAACUGAAUAUCCGUACUGGAAGACCCACAUGCAACUAUUCAUUGAGUCCUCAAACUAUAAACUGUGGGACAUCAUUGAAAAUGGCAACAUCAUUCACAAAGAUGAUGUUGGAGAACCUAUAAAGAAAGAUCAACUAACAGAAGCACAACGCAAAGACUAUCAACUCAACGCUAGAGCAAAGCUGUUCCUGUUAUGUGCUUUGAGCAAAUCUCAGCUGGACAAAGUUGAUGGUCUAGCUACAACCAAAGAAGUCUGGGAAGCUCUAGGACUUGCCUAUGAAGGUACAGCAAAUGUCAGACAAGCCAAAGUGAGCUUACUUGUGGCUGAAUAUGAAACCUUCAAGAUGAAGGAAAAUGAAAGCAUUGAUGAUAUGUUUGGAAGAUUCCAAACCAUCGUUAACGGUCUUAGGAAUCUUGAUCGCAAAUAUGAAAAUGUUGAUCAAAUCACAAAGAUUCUAAGAUGCCUUCACAGGAGAUGGAGACCCAAAGUCACCGCUAUUCAAGAAGCUAAAGAUCUCAGCACAUUGAGACUGGAAGAUCUCCUCGGAUCUCUAAAGGUUCAUGAAAUAGAACUGGCUAAUGACGAAGAACUGAAGAAGCUGAAGAACAUCGCCUUCAAAGCAAACAGUUCAAAAUCCAUUCAAACAAAGGAACAAUCUGAAGAAGAAGAAUCCUCAGAAGAAUUGUCAGAGGAUGAAAAAGCUCUCUUCAACCGGAAGUUCAAGAGAAUGUGGAUCAAACAGCAAAAAGGAAAAGGAACAUCAAGGAAAGACAACAAACGAGAAUCAAGCAUGAAAAAGAAAUCUUUCACUCACAAAGGUGAAGGCGGCUCAAAUAUAGACAAGAGCAACAUUACAUGCUUCGAAUGCAAAAAGCCAGGUCACAUCAAGCCGGACUGUCCAAGACUAGCGAAAAAGUCAAUCAAGAAACCAUUCUACAAGAAAAAGAAAUCCUUAGCAGCCGGAUGGGAUGACUAUGAGGACGGUUCAGAAGAUGAUGAUGAAGAUGAAGAUGAAGAUGCACUCGUUGCUCUCAUGGCAUCUGCAGAAAGUUCAAACGAUGAAGAGGAUGGUGAGAAACAGUUUGCUAAGCUACAACUAGAGCAUGAAAAAGUGUUGACAGAAAAGAACCACAUAGUUAAAGAAAACACUGCCUUAAAGGAACAAGAUUUCGUUAAGGAAGUAACUACUUUGAAGAAAAGAAUUAAAGUUUUAAUAGAUGAUUUAUCUACAUACACAAUUGGUCAUGAUAAUCUAGUUAAACUGUGCGGCAACAGUCGCGAACUGCAUGAUAAAAGUGGAUUAGGUUUUGACAAUGAAUCAGCCUCAUCUAGUGAAAACAUGUCUGACAUAUCCUUUACAUCAUCUGAGUCUGGUCAAACUAAGUUUGUUGUGAACUGCAAAAUUGAGCGAGAUGAAAGGAAAACUUCUUAUGAAAAGAAGGUUCCUCCUAAAAAUGCUACUAACCCUUCAGGACCCAAGAAAAUCUGGGUACCUAAAAAGUCAAUUAUCUCUGUUGCAGACUUAUUUAACAGAAUGAAGGAAACGCCAACAAUGUGUAGUGUCACUGAUACCGAUGACAAGAUCAUCGUUGAAGCUUAG